This is a messenger RNA of Melanotaenia boesemani (Boeseman's rainbowfish), 3624 nucleotides long. RefSeq names its product RELT TNF receptor (gene relt). Gene Ontology annotation, biological process: apoptotic process. The transcript is spliced from 11 exons. The record is from RefSeq and is a predicted model, not a curated record. Gene Ontology annotation, molecular function: protein binding. Lineage: Eukaryota; Metazoa; Chordata; Actinopteri; Atheriniformes; Melanotaeniidae. Bases 325 to 1623 code for a protein of 432 amino acids.
GACCGACAGAGGGGGUGUAGGUGAACGAACACAAACCCUCACCGCACAUUGACGGGGUUUCAGCUUGCAGCGGUGACGCACUGUGAGCUUACAGAGCCAGCUCAGUGUUUAUGUCCUCACACACACACUCACAGAGGUGAGAGAAAGAGACAGGGAGGGAGCCUCUCUUACCGGCUUUGUGGUUUUCAUCCAUUCCCUUGCGUUUUUAAUUGCACCUGCUGACUCAGCCCGCUGUAGUCGAUGAUGCCGGUCUUUGAAAACUGAAUUCAACUCCAUUUAUCCACCAAACCGAUCAUAUGCUCAUAGAAGAAAACAUUGAAGAAGAUGAGGAACCACCUUUGCUGCUCAGCUCUCAUCCUUCUUGCGGUUUUUGGCUGUGGUGGGACUGCAGUGGUGCAGUGUCUGUUGGGGGAAGGGUGUGUGUGUCCUCAGUGUCCUGCAGGCCAGGAGCCAUCCAAGGCUUGUGGGCAGAUCCAGAGCCCAGCAGAUGAAGUGCUAUGUCAGUUGUGCCCACCUGGAAGCUUUUCAGACACAUUGGAUACUGAAAUCUGCCAGCCACAUACUUCCUGCAAGAUCCUUGGCAGAAAAGUUGUAACCUCUGGCACUGCGACCUCAGACGUCAUCUGUGGAGACUGUCUGCCUGGGUUUCACGUCAUUGCCACAGGGCAAGUUUCCACCCUCAGCCCCUGUGUAAAAAAUUCACGUGUCAGAAUGGUCCGCACGGUGGGGAAAGGUCCAUCUGGUGGAGCAGGAGGACCAGCCAACAGCACAGUGGUACGCAGCGCAGAGGAAAAAACAGCAGAGUACGCUGUGUUCGCUCUGGUGCCCAUCUUCUGUGUGAUGGGCCUGUUGGGCAUCCUCAUCUGCAACAUCCUGAAAAAGAAGGGAUACAACUGCACUGCUGAGAAAGAGGGAGGAGAUGAAGAGGCUGUAACAGCCCAGAAAGAAGGUAACAAUUGUCCCUAUAUAUCCGACGACCUGAAUGAAGACACCAUCAGUGUUCUGGUUCGCCUCAUAACUGAGAAGAAAGAAAAUGCUGCUGCACUGGAGGAACUGCUGCUGGAAUAUGAGAGCAAACAGAUGAGCAAAGGCUCAUCAAUCAAGUUCCCGAUGCUGUCUCCUUUGUCCACCCUCCGUUCCCUCCCAAAGCUUUGCUCCCACCAGUCCCACCUGCACACCAUCUCUGGCCUCUCUGGUCUGGCGCCAAAACACGGUUACCGUUGCUCCCGCUGCGCCCAGAAAAAAUGGCCCCCUGUCCUAAUUCCUCCUCUAGAUUCUCUCAAAGAUCCCCUGAAGCCUCCCACAAGCCUCAUUCUGCCCUCUUUGGACCCACCUACCGACCUACUACAGCAGAAGAGUCCCCUGCUUGGAGGAGUGUGCGUAGACACGCAUCGUACACAAGCUCUUGUUGUGCCAAAAACUGUUCAGGACAAAGUGGAUGGGAGUGAAGUAAAGGAGAAGAAGGAGGGAGAGCACACAGUGUUGUCUGUGGGGAGAUUUCAAGUUGCUCACAUCCCCGAGCACAAGCCUAGCACCUUGGAAACCAAGAUAUCAUCUCAGGAGCAGAGGAACUCCCUGUUUGGAGGCAAACACUUUUCUUCAUCAUCUGGAUUCAGAAGAUGAAGAAACAAAAGAGAUGCUGUAUGAUGACACUACCUCGCAGAAGACGACCUCAUCAUUCAGUUUAACUGACUAAUCUAAUCCACUGACUUUGAGAAAACCGAACGUCUUCCUGCUGGAAGACAUUGUUUCAGGUUGUGUAAUUAGGAACAUAACUGUAUUUAUCAUUGAAAAAUCACGAGUGGAUUUCUGCUGCUUCACUGUCCCGAUCCAAACAGAAACUGCUUUGAAAAGCCUGUUGGAACCAUGCAGAGGACAGAUUUCCUUUAAAGCUUUGUGAUAAGAACACUAUCACUAACUGUCACCAAAAGGUACAGAUGUAAAAUCACCUAUGGCUACCAAUCAAAAUGCACCAGUAGUCCUCCCAAAAUGCAGAGUAGAGGGCAACACAUUUUGCUGAGAAAAAGCAUAAAUAUCUAAUUUACAAGCAAGCACCUUAGAAAAGAGGAAAACAUUAAGUUGUCUGCAACCAAGUGCCACAUUGAGUGUGAACGUCUUCAUGAGCAAGACUGAGCUGCGCAGCAAGUCUGGCUCAUUCUUCUCUUUUGCUCACACAGAAACUGCGGGUGAGCUGAUGUUUUAGACCUUUAAGAUGUUGAAUGUAGUCUUAAUAGAACCUUACUGCAUGCACUGAGUUUAGUUAUCUAAGAAAAAGUCAAAUCCUGAACCCUAUUUUCCCACCUUUUAGGGCCUAUAUGAUUAAUAAAAAUCAAAUGGAUUGGAAUCAGCCCAGUAUUCAACAAGAAGGUCAUAAACAACAACUGUGAGACAGCUGCAGUGUAAAUCAAGUUGUUCUUUUCAUUAUCUUGCUAUGCUUUUUCUAAAUGGAUGGCAUUUGAACUAAAUAAUUUGAGUUUAUAAUAUUAUUUCCAUUGCUUCAGGGUAGCAGUCAAAAUGGUCAUUGUAAUCAUGAUGGUAUGUAACCUGCAUACCUGAAGGUUACAGUUACAUGUCAGAUGUGUAUUAAUCUCUGUAAGAUGCACCAUCCAUAAUGUUGUGACACAUAUAGAUUUUUUACUGACUACCUUGGAUGGCACUGCAGCCAUAAUUAUUCAAUGUAGAACUUGAGUCAAGUAUCUAUUUUCCUAUUUAUCAUUUAGUCUUUUAAAGAUGGAAAAACGGUGCCCAGGUUAAGAUAUAAAGCUAUUUUUCUUCUGAAAUAAAAACUUCAGUAACUUUUAGCUGUUUAAGACUAAAGCAGUUAAGCUAUGGUCAACAUUUGUUUUUGAGAGGCUAUUUUCACAGUUAACACUGUUACUCAGUGGCUUAUCAUUUGAGCCAUGAGAUUAAAAAAGAAGUAAAAAUGUAGAGAAAGCUCAGUUUUGUAGACCAAAUGUAAAUACAUGUACAUAUGUAAAUAUGGGUGGGAACAUUUAAUACUAUGUGAGGCGAUCAGUUGAUCCCCUGUGAUGGGAAAAAUAACUGCAUGGCAUGAGUGAGAGGCAUCUGUCAUUGCAAUUAAGCUGAAUUGCUGAUUGAACUUAACCAGAUUUAUGUUAUUAGUCACCUUUGGGUUGAACAUGUCAGUGUUUUUUCUUUUGCCUCUGCAAAUACCUGAUAGUUUUCCAAUAUUAUCACAAAUUAUAGACAUAUACUCACACUGCACAUGGCCAGACUCCAGUUAUUCAAUCUCUAUAACUGUAGAAAUCAUUACAGAUUUAUCUUCUGAAGUUAAUAUAAAAUAUUAAAAAACAACCUGUUGUUGCAGAGAAUUGGUGGUUAAAAUGCUUCAAAGUCAAGCAGCUCUGCUGGCUUCAGUUUACACCCUGUUUUAAAAGUGUGUGAUGGCGUUUUAACCACCCUUUAUUUUCUUAUUAUGCAAACAUGUCUAAACAACAGGAUAUGCAUUGGCUGAAGUUACAGUAAAAUGUUUAUAUUUAAUCUGAUUUUAAAACUAUAAUAGUUAUUAUUAAAUGUUUUCAUGCUGAAGUGUUGCUGGUAGGAAAGAGGUAUAAAAAAAUCAUCUCAUCAGAUUUGCAGCAUUUAUUUAUAUCAUAUUACAUU